Chlamydomonas reinhardtii is the source of this 2081-nucleotide messenger RNA. RefSeq lists its product as uncharacterized. Lineage: Eukaryota; Viridiplantae; Chlorophyta; Chlorophyceae; Chlamydomonadales; Chlamydomonadaceae. The transcript has 4 exons. Gene Ontology annotation, molecular function: N-acetyltransferase activity. Bases 122 to 1720 code for a protein of 532 amino acids. The record is from RefSeq and is a predicted model, not a curated record.
AGUGUUCAAAUCGUCUAGCCAACAGCUACUAUCUUAGCGUGUCCUAAGCAGUUUGGCCUGUGAUGGAUGUUGCCGCUGAAUCUUUAGUCUGAAGCACGCCAUAUCCUGGAACCGGUUCGCGAUGACUUUGCAAUCUUACAAAGGGCUUCCAAAGGGAGCAACCAUUCGCGUGCGGUUGUACCGGCCCGAUGACCACGAUGCAGUGUGUCGCAUCUUCUCGGCGGGCAUGAUGGGGCUCGUGCUGCCCGGCGUAGAGGAGAUCACGCGUGGCGAUAAGCGACUGCAGGCAUUCGCAGUUGCGGUGCCGGCGGUCGCCAUGGUACUCGCACGACGCUGCAGCCUGCUGACCAAGCUGGGCGUGGGCCUGCUGUCCACCGCGGCCGUGCCCGCCGCCAUCUACGUUCUGAUGCGCAGCCUGUUCGCCAAGUACGUGAAGAAGAGCCUGCAUGACGAUCUCGCAAACAUAGAGGGCUUCUACUCAACGCACGGCGCGGGCGCGGGCAGCGCCUUCUGGGUCGCGGAGCUCGUGGAGCCAGUGGCGGGGGCUGCGGAGUCCGGGGCUCCGGGCUCGGCGACGGCGCCGGCUUACAAACGGACAUCCUCAACGGGCUUGCUGUCGGCUCCUUUGCAGUCGGCUGUCACCGCCUCUAGCGCCGCCUCGGCACCGCAAGCACUGCAGGCGCCAGCACUGACAGCCGCUGCGAGCAGCAGCGCUACCCCCGCCGCACAGGAGCCAACGGCGGUCCCAGCACAGACGUCAGCGCAGGCACCAGCGGGGCAGGACGCGGAGGAUGGGUCACCCAAUGCCACGUCAGAUGUUGCAGCAGCCUCUGGGCAACGUGAGCCCGCUGCCGCACCGGCCGUGCCGACAUCAGUCGCAGCCACCGCGCAGGACGAGCCCGAGGCGAGCUCGAGUGCUGCGCCAGAUACGUCCGGGGCCGCCGCGUCGACAGCUAGCACGGAGGCUGAGGACCCCGAGGCGGAGGCGCGGCGUGUCGUGGCAGGCCUGGUGGCGUCAGCGGUACGUCGCCUCGAGGCCGCCGCCACGAUGGCGGCUCCAUCUGGCUCGGCGCCGCCGGCAUCACCGGGACCCAAGGCGAACGGCGCGUCAGCGGCAGGGGCAUCGGGGUUGGCGUCGCCACGUGCGGGUUCCAGCGCCGUCAAGAAGCCGCCCGCAGCCGCAGUGCCGGCGCCGGCCGCACCACCAGUCCAGGUGGCCAGCCCAGCGGCGGCCGCGCCCAAGCCGGCGCCUGUGCCGGUGUCCGUGCCUGCGCACCCUGCCAUGGCAAUCGUGGGCUCACCGUCCCCCGCAGCCGCCGCGAAGCCGGUCACGUCUUUCACAUCGCUGGCGGCCGCCGCCUCGCUUCCUCGCACGCCGUCCAGCGCUGCCUUCAACGGCACUGUGGCGCUGGCGCCGGCGACACGCACCCGCGUGGUGGGGCACGUCGCGCUGGAGCGGAAGACCUGGCAGGUGGCCGAGCUGCGGCGCAUGAGCGUGGCCCCCGAGUGCCGCGGCGCCGGCGUGGGUCGGGCACUGCUGGAGGCGCUGACGGCGCACGCGCGCAACGUGGGCUUUCGCGAGCUGGUGCUGCACACCAGCAGCCUGCAGCUGCCGGCCCGCCGGCUGUACGAGCGGGCGGGCUGGAGCCUGACGAAGCGGGUGCCCGAGUCCGGCAUUGACAUCUUCACAUACACCUACGACCUCACAAAGAAGCGGUAGAUAGAUACAGAUGUGGGGCAAGGCAGCUGCCGACCACGGUGGCAGGGCAGCUGCCGACGCACCAUGUAUGAGGAUCUUGCAUGCGGCUGCGACCGGUGCGUGGUUAACGGAUGAGCAGUGAUGUUAUGGUGCUAUCAGGGCUGAUUUGACACGCUGCUUGAAGCAGGGUUGACACGGUUCGUCCUUUGGUUUGGGUCCUCUGUUGCUUCAUGUCAUAUUUCUUAAAUACGGAGUGGGAUUAUCGGCUGCGGGCUGCUGCGUGCCCGCGUGGGGAUCCGCACCGACACGGAGGACCCGGAGACGUGGAAUUUCGCAAACCAACGCCACACAACGCGAUAAUUAUCUGUAAACGCUGCUUUCC